GACCAGCAAAGGUUUCUGAAUUUACAAGAGCACCACAGUAAAGAGCUGCUUGACAAACAUGGCUGUCGUGUUCAAAACUUUAUUGUGGCAACUUCUCAACAUGAAGCUGAUCAGAAAUCGAAAGCCCGCGGCCCGAUCGAAUAUGUGGUAAAGUCACAAAUCCUCGCCGGUGGCCGUGGAAAAGGACGGUUCAUCAAUGGAAAAGAAGGACUGGGUGGUGUUUUUGUAACUAGGGACCGAAAGCAAGCAUUGGACGCAGUGGCUGAAAUGGUUGGCAAACACUUAGUUACAAAGCAGACUCCCAAAGAAGGCGUCCUAGUCAAAAAGGUGAUGGUUGCUAAAGGAGUGUCAAUAAAACGCGAAACGUAUUUGGCAGUGCUUAUGGAUAGAGCAUCGAAUGGUCCAGUAAUUGUUGCAUCUCCGGCUGGCGGAAUGGAUAUCGAGGAGGUGGCCGAAAAAACACCACAUUUGAUAUUCAAAGAGCCUGUCAAUAUCGCAACUGGCAUAACUGAUGAACAAGCCACUAGAAUCGCAAAGAGUUUGGAAUUCAAAGGAGAGCUAGCUGCCCAUCAGAUCAAAUGUUUGUAUGAGCUUUUCCUUGCAGUUGAUGCCACCCAGGUUGAGAUCAAUCCAUUUGCCGAAACUGAUGACGGGCUUGUCUACUGUGUCGAUGCGAAGAUAAACUUCGACGAUAGCGCGGCGUUCAGACAACAGGAAAUUUUUGCACUGGGAGAGAAAUCGGAACAGGAUCCUAGAGAAGUGGAAGCGGAUAAGUACCAUCUCAACUACAUUGCCAUGGAUGGAAACAUUGCCUGCUUAGUAAAUGGUGCUGGUCUAGCAAUGGCAACUAUGGAUAUUAUCAAAUUGAAAGGAGGAGAUCCAGCAAAUUUCCUAGAUGUGGGAGGCACUGUUACGGAAGAACAAGUGUCUCACGCUUUCCGUAUAAUUACCAGUGAUCCACGUGUGAAAUGUAUUUUGGUGAACAUUUUUGGAGGAAUUGUCAACUGUGGUACCAUCGCUAACGGAUUAGUAGCAGCAUGUCGCAAGAUGAAACUGCGCGUUCCACUUGUGGUUCGAUUAGAAGUAGAUAUCUUCCAGGCAAACCAAGCACUACGCUCGUCGGGAGGGUAA
Haemonchus placei is the source of this 1131-nucleotide messenger RNA. The record is from the annotation of a GenBank genome assembly. NCBI's taxonomy places the organism in Eukaryota, Metazoa, Nematoda, Chromadorea, Rhabditida, Trichostrongylidae.